AUGGUAUACACGUCGCCCUCGGUGGUCAUCGACAACGGCCUGUACAAGACCCGGGCGGGGUUCCUGCUGGAGGAUAUCCCCCUGGUGGUGUUCAAUUCGAACUACGUCGUCGACAACGGCACCGUGCUCUUUGGCGAUGACAACAUCAACGCCCACCCGCAAGCUGAGGUGAUGACGGUGAUGGACAACGGCGUCAUCUACGACUUCGAACGCAUCGUCCACAACUGGGAGUACGUGUACAACACCAUCGACAACGGGUCCGGGGUCAAGCCCAACGAGUACCCGUUGGUGUUGACGGAGCCUUGCUGGAACACCACCAAGGACCGGCUCCGCACGUGUCAAAUCGUGUUUGAACAAUUCCAGGUGCCGUUAUUCUCGUUGAUCAAGACCCCGCUAAGCCAGCUUUACCACGCCGGCAAGCUGACGGGGUUGGUGAUCGACAUCGGCUCCAGCGUGGCCCUGGUGACGCCCAUUUUGGACGGCAUCAUCCAGACCAAGAGCGCAUUCCACUCAAAGUACGCGGGCGACUUUUUGAACCUUCACUUAUCGGCUUACUUGGACACCAAGUGUCCGUUGGACUCGUUGUUGCCGGCGAAAUACUCGACGGCAUCGCCUUCGUUCAAGCAAUACUACGUGCUGCACCACCUCCUCCAGGACUACAAGAUGUUGUCAAUUUCGUCGUUAUACAACCUGCAACCCCUCAACUACUUGCAGUUGCCGCUGGGUGACCACAUCGCCGUCAAUGAUGCCCCCAACGUGCUACAAAACUUGUUCCAACCGGGUGUAAUGCAAGUGCCGGGAGUGGAGAUUCCUCAGCCUCUGGUGGAUAAGCCUCACACCCACGGGCUCACCAACUUGGUGUUCCUUUGCCUUAAGCUGUUGGAGUCGGCUAUGUUGCCUCUGGAUAACACUCAGGGAAGCGCCAAGUUCGCCCGGUUCAACGAGACCUUCAAGACGUUGCUCGCCAACGUCUUAGUCACUGGCGGUACCUCAUUGGCCCCGGGGCUCAGCGAGCAAAUCCUCAACGAUAUCCGGGCCCUUACCCCGCAAUACUUCCCCAAUUACGGUAUCAGUCCCUAUGCCAUCAACCUGGUGUCUCCUAACCAGGCCAACGACAUCAACGACACUUGGGAACGCCAGUUCAGUGCCUGGUUAGGCGCGUCGAACUUGGCGCUGAUGUUGAACGACCGUAAUGAAGAAUCUAACCUGGUCAACAUCGCCAUGGAAAACUGGUUUGUCACCAAGGCCGACUACGAAGAGAUGGGUGAAGACUUCAUCGUCGAGAGAUUUAAGUAA
Diutina rugosa is the source of this 1296-nucleotide messenger RNA. RefSeq lists its product as uncharacterized. The transcript has a single exon. Bases 1 to 1296 code for a protein of 431 amino acids. The record is from RefSeq and is a predicted model, not a curated record. Lineage: Eukaryota; Fungi; Ascomycota; Pichiomycetes; Serinales; Debaryomycetaceae.